AUGAUAUGGGCAGGAGAUUUCAAUCGACAUCAUUUCAUGUGGGACGAGGAGCGGAAUCAUCACCUAUUCACAAGAGAAGCACUGUCUCAGUCCCAACCCCUCUUAGACAACAUCACAGCCUUCGACCUCACAAUGCUCCUCCCUCAAGGUACCCCUACCCUAGAAGCUGCAUUGACGAAGAAUUACACUCAGCCAGAUAAUGUCUUCGCUUCCCCAGACAUCACCAACAAACUCCUCUCCUGUGACACAGCCCCAGCCCUCCGCCCACCUUACACGGACCACAUCCCAAUUGCCCUCACACUCGACAUCGCGAUACACCCAGCUCAUGAGGCCCUGCGCUGCAACUUCCGAGAUGUAGACUGGAACAUUUUCCGCACCUGCCUCAAGAGGAACCUCAACUCAUACAUGCUAGGGGAAGGUGAACUGACCACCACAGAGCAGUUCAACAUAGUGCUCAAGUCUGUCUCCGAUGCCAUUUCCGAGACCAUCAAGACAACGGUUCCCAUAUCUAGACCAACCCCUUUCACAAAAUGCUGGUGGUCGAAAGACCUUGCCAAGUCCCGACGAGCCCUGCAACGCCUGGCCAGAGCAUCCCACCGCCUCUGUCACAUUCCCGACCAUCCAUCUCAUGCUGAAUACCGCAAGGUGCACAACCAUUAUGGCGAUGAGAUCAAGUUAGCAAAGCAAGACCACUGGGAGGCCUGGUUGGAGUCCUCUGACCCAGAUUCCAUAUGGACUAUCAACCGGUUCACUGCAGCUGGCCCCACAGAUGGCAGUCGCCCCCGUGUUCCUCCACUCAAGGACGGAAACUCCCCACUGGCCGAAGACAAUGAGGCGAAGAGCGCAAUUUUGUACAGGGCCUUCUUCCCUGCAUCAGGUGAUCCCCCUCUACUACAUGCUAAACCCAAGUACUGCAAGCCUGCCUUUAGGUUCAUGUUCAUCACCAAUGCUCAGAUCGAGGCAGUCAUCAAGAGACUCAAACAACUCAAAGCCCCCGGCCCUGAUGAGGCACCCAAUGAGGUCUACAAACAUUGCAUUGCCUUACUGCUCCCACACCUAGGUCACCUCUUCUGA
Molecule: messenger RNA, 1074 nt
Organism: Sparassis crispa
Lineage: Eukaryota; Fungi; Basidiomycota; Agaricomycetes; Polyporales; Sparassidaceae
Product: RNA-directed DNA polymerase from mobile element jockey
Exons: 1
Coding region: 1-1074 (357 amino acids)
Molecular function (GO): catalytic activity
Source: RefSeq, a predicted model, not a curated record